Ambispora gerdemannii is the source of this 2508-nucleotide messenger RNA. The record is from the annotation of a GenBank genome assembly. Lineage: Eukaryota; Fungi; Glomeromycota; Glomeromycetes; Archaeosporales; Ambisporaceae.
AUGGACUACUCCGCGUUACAAAUGCCAGUUCCACAGGGUUAUCAAACUGCUGGGCAGUCACCUCAAUCUUCACCCAGAAAUUCUCAAGGGUCUAGACGACCUUCCUCCUCACCUUCUACGGGAAGAGACCGUGAUAGUCAAUCGGAACAGAGAAGAAAUUCUGGUAAUUCUACUCCCGCUGCUGGUUAUUUCCUCGAUUUGACAUUUGUAUUUGAUACUCAUGGAUCUCUUAUAUCAAAGAUGAGCUCGAUAGAAAAGACUGUCACUACGUUGUUAGUUGCUACCAAAUCAUUGCUGGAAAGUUUAACCGCUUGGUCACAAGGCCGUUUGACGCAGCAACAAGUUUUCGAAGUAUAUACCAUACAAGGACAAGUUGAUCCCGAGUUUCGAUGUAUUAAUCUAAUCAUGAAUGAAUUGAUUUUACGUCUUAGCGAUUUACAACAUAUACCCAACAACUUACGUUUCUGCUUAGAAACGGCUCUCAAGGAAGAACCAUCACAGGCUUCCUUGGAAUUUCAUCUUCCUAAAAUCAGAGAUGUAAUAGUAAUUUUGCUUCAAGGGUUGAAAGAAAAGCAAGCUAUUUAUCGACAAAGGUUUGGCAGUGAUGAUACGACUACACCUCUUAGUUCUCCUCCUCAGCUGCAUAGACAACUUUCGGCAGGGCCACCUGUACAGGGUAAAUCCCAAGCUUCAGAUUUGUCGUCAAAUGAUUCGUCUCUUCGACGUAAUGUAAGUGCGCCACCAGCAGCUACACUGCAAAAAACCAGUAAUACAUCUCGGUUAGCCGAUCCGUUGGAUGCUUUGAAACAAAGCAACGUAUUGGAACGUCGAGCUUCAAAACGUUAUUCUGCUUUCGCACAUAAGUCUACUUCACGUUCAAAUCUAAAUGCUGAUAGUCAGGAUGGUACUCUACACCCGUCCAUAGCACCACCGCAUCAGCAUUCACCGUCUCUUGAUCAUACGAAGGAGGAAGAUGAAGUAACAUUGGCUGAAGAUCCAGCAGAUUCCGAUGCAACUGGAGAAUCUAUUGAACAAUCAACUCCACGCAGUUCCAUCGACACGAAAUAUGAAGCUGAACAACAUGAAGUGCAUACAAAUGUGAGCCAAAAUAUCCCAAUAGUUAAUAUUCAAGACACGUCUACGCCAAAGGGACUAACACUCUUUUUACAACUCGGGAAAGAUAUUAAAAAAACAACAUACGAUGGAGAUAUUAGCAUUCCUGCUUUGCGAAUGCUUUUUAUCGAAAAAUUUUCAUAUAACCCGGGAAUGGAUGAUUUCCCGAAUAUUUAUAUCAAAGACACCACAAGCGGGGUAUUAUAUGAAUUAGAAAACCUUGAUGAAGUAAAAAAUAAUUCUGUUUUAGCGUUGAAUGUUGAAGCUCUGGAACAAGUUAAAAAGCAUUUUGAUCAAAGUAUCGCCACGUUAGCCAAAGAAAUUCGGGACAUUAAGAAAUCAUUUUCCGAAAACAAUGACCUUCUCCGCCGUAGCGCAGUCAAUGCAAAUGCAUCGGCAAGACAAGCACCAUCUCAUACGCAAUUAAGAGAAUUAGCGAAAAAAGUACUCGCUAAUGUGAAGCAAAAGGAGGCGGAAGAGAAUUCUGCUAAAUCCGGGGCAAGCUAUAAAUCCUCUCUGAUCACAGAAAAGUUUGUCAGUGAUAUUAAAAAUCAACAUGAUGAGGUGCAAAAUUUACGACGAGAUUUAGGUGUAAUGAGACAACUAUACACGGAAUUCCAAGAUGAAACUCAGCAACUAGUACAAUCACUUACAGAGAAAACAUCGGCUGUGAAACAAGUCGCAAUGACGAGUGUAGGAUCUGCGCGUAGUUUCAUAAGUGCGGGAAAAACAAAGCUUGAUACUAGUUCAAGCCAAUUGUUAGCUCGUGUCGAUGAACUUCAAGACAUAAUUGACGAACUCAAAGCUGAUGUUACGAUACGAAAAUGCAAACCCAGCCAGUCCUCCGUUAAUCACGUCAGAAAAGAAUCCGCAGAAGUAGAAAAAGAACUCGCAUCUUUAUCAUCAUUUGUAAAAACGGUCAAGCCCCAAUGGAAAAAGACUUGGGAAGAAGAAUUACAAACAAUAGUCGAAGAGCAAAAAUUCUUAACCCACCAAGAAGAGUUACUAGAAGAUAUGCAGGAUGACCAUCAUAAAUUAACAGAGGUUUUCGACAGUAUUCUCAAAGUAGUGGAAAUCAAAUCAAAAUCACGACCAAAAGAAUUUCGUCCAGUACCACAAGACGAAAGUUUCGAGGGUCUGAAAACGGUCCUACAAGAAGUUCGAGGCAUUGCUCCCGAUUCGGAACGUCGCUUGCGUGCCAUGGCACAAGCAGAAAAACUCCGUGAACGAGAACUCGCCAAUCGGAUCGAUGAAUUUGAACAGGAACUGUCGCAGUUUGUUACGGAGAAUAAAUUGAAGAAGACUGGUGGUGCUCAAGAGGUUGAACGUUUGCGGAAAAAGAAGGAUGAGGACGCAUUAAAAGAACUAUUUAAAGCAUCAGCUUCAUCAUCGUGA